AUGUUGGACCGUGUUGUAAGUACGUGUAUUGAUGGACGUGUAGUGCGUAUAAACGUAAUGCAACCGCUGCCUAUGAACUUUGUUACUGAUGAUCAGUUACCUCCUGAUAGGAAAAGUAAUGUCGUUCUUGCAAAAUAUCGUGAGGUACGUUUGGAAAAGCAGAUUAAUAAAGAGGUACAAAGAAUUAAUAUUAAAAUUUGCGCGAGUGAAAUAUCUGCUGCACUGCCAAAAGUAAAAGUUCGAAAAUUGUCUCAGCAGUUCUUACUCUCUCAGAAAUUUGACAUACCAGAAGAUUACAUGACAUACCAAGUCAGACUAAAUGAAGAAAUGGACAGCAUACUAGAAUACGAUGUUGAUGAAGAGGAUAUGGAAUGGUUGAGUAUCAUUUCUAAAAAACUGGAAAAAUUGGGUGAGAAGCCUCUUUCCAUUCGCAAUUUUGAAAUUGCCAUGGAUCGUUUAGAAAAAGAAAGCUUCUUCCAAUGUUCAAAAGGUGAUAACAAUUAUAAGUGCUUAGUUGAUCAGGAUGCUCUCUGCUGCGUCUGUAAUGAUGGCGAAGGCAGCAAUAUAAAUCAAAUAAUUUUCUGUGAUAUGUGCAAUAUAGCUGUACAUCAGGACUGCUAUGGUGUCCCAUAUGUUCCGGAAGGUCAGUGGCUUUGUCGCCGUUGUCAAAUGUCGCCAUCAAAGCCGGUGUCUUGUGUUCUUUGUCCAAGUUCUCACGGUGCUUUUAAGCAGACUAUUGACAAUCGCUGGGCUCAUGUCGUUUGUGCUCUAUGGCUUAAUGAGGUUCAUUUUGCUAAUAAUGUCUUCAUGGAACCAAUUGAUGGAGUUGAAAAUUCGAUAAAGCGAAGACAACGGUUAAGAUGUAUUGUAUGUAAACAGAAAGUGGGAGCUUGUCUGCAGUGUUCUAAAAAAAGUUGCACGCGGUCUUUCCACGUAACAUGUGCAAAUGCCGCUGGUAUGGAAAUGCGGGCUGAAUUAAUUGACACUAAAAAACGUGAUAAUAGUGCUGAUAUCCGAUAUAUAGCUUACUGCCAUUUUCAUUCCACAAAUGUUGCAAAAGGGGAUGGAAGUGAUUUUUCCAAGCAAAAGAAAAAAGUGGAAGAAAUGAUGAAAGAAGCGCGUGAAAAACUGGCAGCUAGUCAAGCGGUGAUCCCACCGGUUUCUAUUCCAACUGUCCCUUCAUCAAGCCUGAAAAAAAUUUGCGAGAAAGCAGAUAUUUCUGAAGCUGUUGUUCGUUAUAUUGUUGCCUACUGGUCUCUGAAAAGGAAAUCCCGUUUUGGCGUGCCUCUUUUACGAAGACUAAUCCACAGCAAAUCACUUCCAAAAACGUCAGACACUUCGUCAUCAAAUCAGAAUGCACAUAUGGACGAGACUAAGAUGUACUUUUUACUUCGAACAAAUCUUGAACGUGUUCGUCUGCUCUGUGAACUUGUGAAGAAACGGGAAAAAUUGAAAAAAGAGUUUUAUGAUAUGACAGCAGACUUAUUGAAUCGAUUAACAAAGCCGCUAAAUACAAUAAUGAGCGAUUUGAUCGAUAAAAUCGCCAGCAAAGAUUACAAUUCUGUAUUUGCGAAGCCGGUGUCGGAGAAAGAUGUGCCUGGUUAUUCUUCGGUUAUCAAAAAGCCAAUGGAUCUCUCUACUAUGAAGAAGAAAUUGGCUAAAGGUGAUUACAAAAACAUAUCACAGCUUAAAGCUGAUUUUAUAUUAAUGAUGAAUAAUUGCUCAACGUUCAAUCGCCACAACGAGUACUUUUGGAAGUAUGGUCAUCGAUUGCAUCGCAUCGGUUUGAAAUAUUUCAAAAUUGCAGACAAAGAAGUGCGAGCUCUUGCUAUGACAAGUGAAUUGUUGACAACGGUGAAAAUAUCAUAUACUUCUGUAAAUGAUUCGAAGCGUGAUGAAGAGUAUAAUGAGAUUGAUGAUAGAGAUGCGAGUGUAUCUAUAAGUCAGGAUGCGAUAGAAGAAGCUAUUAUACCGAUUAAAUCAACGAGAAAGCGCUCUUUGGAAACUUCUGAUUUGAAAAUAUCUGCAAAGCGUCCCAAAUAUGAUUCAAAAGGAUCAUUCAUGAUGUAUAGAACUAAUACGUUGGAAAGUUCGAAGUUUUUAACGACGGAUACUUCCACAAUGGAGGAAUCAAGUUCUGCAGAAGAUGAAAUGAUUCAUCGACGUGGACGACGGAGUACUCGAAGGUCUCGAAGACUGCCCAUUGUGGAACGUGUUGAAACGGUAGAAGUAUCUUGUGACUUCCAGCACGAUGAUAUUGUUUGGAUAAUCAAAAACAAUGAACGUAAAGUUGGCCGAGUAUUGUUGGGAGAUCUCCCAGUAGAUGAUAUGUUUAGGAUGAAACCACAAGAUUAUAGCCAGUAUGUUUUAGUCGUCUAUUUUGAUGGCCGUAAUACCUGGCAAUGGGUUCCACUCAAAUAUGUUUCGUACUGUCUUGUCAAUUCAUUAAAUAUUGCAGAUUACCCUCCCUCCAUUCGGGAAGCUCUGAAAAAAGCGAAAGCAUUUUUGUUCGUAUUUUUGGUUUCAUACUUGAUCUAG
This is a messenger RNA of Thelazia callipaeda (thelaziosis nematode), 2538 nucleotides long. NCBI's taxonomy places the organism in Eukaryota, Metazoa, Nematoda, Chromadorea, Rhabditida, Thelaziidae. The record is from the annotation of a GenBank genome assembly.